Messenger RNA from Cylicocyclus nassatus, 515 nucleotides. The record is from the annotation of a GenBank genome assembly. Lineage: Eukaryota; Metazoa; Nematoda; Chromadorea; Rhabditida; Strongylidae.
UACUUUUUCAGAUGAAGAAAAGAGGAAAUCUUUCUAGGAGAGGGAGGAAAAAGCCGAGAAAUGCACAGAUCAGCUUGCAAAACAUUUUGGUAGCUGUUCUAGACUCUCUGGAUUUUCUGCUUUAUGGUUGUCAAAGUGCCAUUGGAACAGUAAAAAACCGACUAGGGCUAGGAAAAUUCAUUAUGCUUGUUGCCGCUCUAGUUGCACUCAUAUUGGGAAUAAUCGUGGUCAUAAUCAUCGUUACCAACAAGAGCGGAUCCCCACCUACAAUGCCAACGUCUACAACGUGGUCCGAAGGAACGACAACCAAUGCUUGGAGUACAUCUACUGGUGCGGAAACCGAGGAACCAGCAAGCGGGCUUCUCAAUCCGCACCAACAAGUAGAUCGGUCAGCCAACAGCGCUACAGCACCAGCAACGACCACUAUUGAACAACGGCAACCGCUGUUCCGCAUGCCUGCUGGUACUACUAUACAAUUUCUGUACAUACUACUAUUCAUUCUCGACGUUCCAUGA